CUCUAGUCUAAUAACACAAAACAUUUUCUUAAUAUAUGUACAAAUAUCUGAUGUAAUGUCGUAAACGAUGAAAGUGUCCAAAUUGGGCACGUUUAUCACAAAACGACAAUGUUUAUCCAUAAAAACACGUGCAAACCGCGACAGGCACUCUCAGACCUCAGUACAUCAUUAAAUCGAGUCCCCGACGUUUUCUUUGCUCCUACUGCGUCGGCCGAUCAAUACCAGUUAAGAGUUGACACAUGGCCAUGGGUGAGGAGGAACCAGUUAAUCUGAAUGAAUAUCAACAACUGGCAAGACAAGCGCUUCCAAAGAUGUAUUACGACUACUUUACUGGGGGAUCCGAGGAUCAACACACACUCAGAGAAAAUACCGCAGCAUUUAAGCGGAUCACUUUUCGGCCAAGAAUUCUUGUGGACGUGAGCAAAAUAGAUAUGUCAACAACCAUAUUAGGUUACAAAACUUCAGCACCCAUUAUGAUUGCCCCAACAGCUAUGCAUAAAUUAGCACAUCCUCAAGGAGAGGUCUUGACAGCAAAAGCAGCAGGAGCUUGUAAUGUGAUAAUGGGGUUAUCUUUCAUGUCUACGUGCACAAUUGAGGAGGUUGCUUCUAGUUGCAAUGCUAUCAGAUUCUUUCAGUUAUAUGUUUACAAGAGACGCGAGAUAUCUGCUUUGAUGGUGAAAAGAGCAGAAGCAAAUGGAUUCAAGGCUAUUCUUCUUACUGCUGAUACUCCUAAACUUGGUCGUAGGGAAGCAGACAUAAAAAACAAGUAAAAUUCAUCCCAAAUUAC
Molecule: messenger RNA, 787 nt
Organism: Lactuca virosa
Lineage: Eukaryota; Viridiplantae; Streptophyta; Magnoliopsida; Asterales; Asteraceae
Source: the annotation of a GenBank genome assembly